Messenger RNA from Ambispora leptoticha, 1393 nucleotides. Lineage: Eukaryota; Fungi; Glomeromycota; Glomeromycetes; Archaeosporales; Ambisporaceae. The record is from the annotation of a GenBank genome assembly.
AUGCUAGAAACUCAUCCAGAUCAUAAAGAAAUCCUCCUUGUCAAAGAUAUGGCAAACACAGCAUGGCCAGGUUUACUAGCAGCACAGUCAUUCUUUCUUACUGCUAAUUUGGAUGAAGAACUUUUCCAAUGUUUAAUGCGAGCUUAUCAGAAUUUCACUAUUGUAUGUGGUGUACUUCAAUUGACAACACCUCGUGACGCUUUUUUGACUAGUUUAUGUAAAGGCGCAGUGCCUCCAAGUGUUAUCGCUGCUUCCUUAGCUGAAAAUAAAGCAACACAGGGUGCAACUCCCAAUGCUGGUGCCGGUGAUAUUCCAAGUGUUUCUUUAUCGGAUCGAAAUUUAGCAUGUUUGAAAAUUUUACUUAAUAUUGCUCAGCAACUUGGUGGAGUGCUCGAUGAUUCGUGGUAUCUUGUGUUAGAGACACUUCAACUGGCUGAUUUUAUUCUGUUUCAUAAAUAUGCCCGAGGGCCUCCUCAAAAUUCACGUAGAAUUGGUACACAUCAAAAUGCAUCGAGUUCCGCUAUUUCAUUGCAUGCUAGCACAAACCCGCCAAAUACCUCCACGGCGAUAAAAAGCAAACGUUCGACUGCAUCUAGUGCCGGGGUAACAACGCUCGGUUCAUCUGUGCAAGCUUCGACGUCUAAUUCUAGUAUAACUUCUCAGCAAUCAGCUAUCGACAAUGAUCUGAACGUAUUAGCGACACAAAUAAAAAAACUAUUUGAAAAUAGCAAAUAUUUGGAUGAUGCAGCCUUGCAAUCAUUUACAAAAGCAUUAUGUAGGCUUAACACUCAAACCAACGGUAUAUCAUUAGAAGAUAAUGCUUCAGCAGGAGCUGACUCUGAAAAAAUGGAAAAAGGUUUCAAAACCACACCUUUGACUGCCCUACGAGGAAAUAAAUCUGAUGAAAAAUCAUUUGCAAUUGAGAAAUUACGUAUAGUUGCGUUGCUCAACAUGCAUCGCCUUGUCACCCAUGAAUUAUCGCUCAUUUGGGACUUAAUAGUAUUACAUUUAAUUGCUACAGCCAACUGUAUUUCAGUUCCACAACCAAUACGUAUGCAAGCCUGCGAAUCCUUGGAUGAAGCUGUCAUUUCGAGUAUGAAUCACGCUAGCUCGAACCAAAAUGAAACUAAUGAACGGAUUCAAUUGCAAUUAUUAAUUUCGCUUAAUCAACUUGUGAAUAAUCCGGAACGACAUUCCACUAGCACCGGAAAUAAAGGACAAUACGUUGAAGUGCGUAAAAUGGGCCUUGAAACUCUAAAUAAAUUAUUACAAACUUCUGGACAUUCUUUUACGAAUGGAUGGAACAUGAUUUUUGAGAUGAUCAAAAGUGUGGUUAUUUUGUCGUCUUUUGGAGAAUGUGAAGAGGAAGAAGGAGGUAGUGUUGGUGUUACUG